CUACCUGCUGAGCGGCAGCCGGAACUCACCGCAGCUGGAAACAAGUGCUCCUUUCCGGGAAGAAAACGUGAUUUAGGUGAAUCCGUUGUCCUAACCGGGGAAAAGUACACCGAGCUAAGUUCCCCCUUCUGGGGUUCGAACCUGGAGAUGGACCGGUUCAGGUAUUUCAUUUUCAACCAGAAGAGCGUUCUGGUCCUCGGUAUCCUGCAGAUCGCCUGUGCGGGUCUUUGUGUGGUGUGUGGCUUCAUGGACGCUAUUUCCCGAAAGUACACCCAGCUGAGCGGCACCAGGGCCCCGGUGUGGGGAGGACUGUUUAUUCAGACUGCAAGUCUUCCUGCACAGAUCCUGGGCUCUCCGGGUGUCCUGGCACUGUUCGCCUCCCAAAAGAAAAACUCAGUGCUGGUGAGUGUGAUGGUGGCAGCAGCCGGCCUCUCCUGUGUGGCGGCAGCUUUUAUAUCAGGCUACUCGUGUCUGACACUCACUUAUGGGGAGGAGGAUAAGGAGGUCUUCCACCACCACGACAGUCCCAAAGUGACGUUUGUGCUUCAUCGGAUGGUGAAGGGGGCGAACGCCACCAUCCUGCUGACCUGCACCAUCAGCAUGGCUCUCUCCGCUCUCAUCGCCUAUGUGGGAUGCCGGAGUCUUCCAGGCUGCCGCUGCUAUGAUGCCAGAACCGGACUGGAGACGCUGGUUCCUCAGUGUGACCCUGGGGACACAGAGAUGGCUUGUAGAUGGCAAACAGGGGCAGACGACAGGCUGUUCAACUCUCCUGCUCCGCUCCCUGAUCGGGGCCCAACAGAGGAUGAGGAGGGGCCCUCCAAAGUGCCUCCUUACAGCAGACUGACCUGACACCCCCACACUACAUAGCCUGGUCCUGUGUGUCUCCAUCUCAGAGAGGAGGGGCUGGUUAUGUAUAUAUGUUUUUAAAAUUGAGCUUCACAAUAAUUAUUUGUGGAUUAUGGGAAUUUAAAGACUCAACUGAAGAUGUCAUAUUGGAAUGUUGUAAACCCCUGAUUAGACUACAGUCUUUAUUUCCUUUUUGACUAAACUAACAUUUCUGGAGCCAAACUCAUUUAAUCUUGCCAAGUUGAAUAUCUGUAUAUAUAAAAUGUCCAGCCUGAAACGCCUAAUUCCCUGUGUGCUGUGUGAAAGUGAGAUAUCUUCUCAAUGUAUACAUUCUUUUGUAUGUGUAUUUAAUAAAUAAAACCCUAAUGAACACAUGACCACA
Molecule: messenger RNA, 1228 nt
Organism: Gymnodraco acuticeps
Lineage: Eukaryota; Metazoa; Chordata; Actinopteri; Perciformes; Bathydraconidae
Exons: 6
Coding region: 148-849 (233 amino acids)
Cellular component (GO): membrane
Source: RefSeq, a predicted model, not a curated record